Ramularia collo-cygni is the source of this 1422-nucleotide messenger RNA. RefSeq lists its product as uncharacterized. Lineage: Eukaryota; Fungi; Ascomycota; Dothideomycetes; Mycosphaerellales; Mycosphaerellaceae. The record is from RefSeq and is a predicted model, not a curated record. Gene Ontology annotation, molecular function: protein binding. The transcript has 3 exons. The coding region runs from base 1 to 1422 and encodes 473 amino acids.
AUGUCGCGCAUCCUGCGCUCUGCAACGAGGUCUCGGCUGAAGCUUGCGGCGUCGUCGUCGACACGCUUCGAGUUCAACUUGCUUGGCCUGCCAGAGGAAAUCAUCUGCCUGAUCGUCGAGCAUGUCGAUGAGGUCCAGAGCCUCGCGCGGCUGAGCCGGACAUGCCGCCAAUGCCAGCGACUGACAGAAAUCAAGCUGUAUCGACAUCAUGUAUUGCGUAGCGCUUAUGAAGGUGAUUUGCUCCGACACUCCCUCGACACGCGUCCCGCGCGCGAAUCGUGCAUCCAUACUCUCGCCUAUUUGAUGGCUUCCRAGACCGAUCAGAGCUUCGACUGCCUACAGGAUCUUCUUGCACGCUGCACUCACCUGAAGGAAUUUUCCUUUGAGAGUCCCGAGUGCAACAGGAGUCAUUUCGAAGAUGAAGACGCCUGGACGGACAUGACCGACCACCUGUUUCAACCCUUUCAAGACUCGCAAGAUGUGUCCCUGGAGCUUGGCAUGAAGCCCCUACAGAUGCUGAGCAAAUUGACGCUGCAUAUGAAUGGCAUUGAAAGCCCAUACUGGAACUUUGACGCCAGAAGCAAGAACAUCUUUCUCCUUCCUGCCCUCUCAUAUCUCAAGAUCUCCUGCGUCAACAUACUUGACAAUCUCUCAGAGGGAAUUAAUCGCGUCUCCUUCAGUCCUCUCAAGCACCUCGAGCUCGAGGAGUGCAACUUUACCCACCAAGGCCUACACCACCUUCUGUCAUUCCCAAAAGCGCUCGAGCAUUUCGAACUGCUGGAGAAUCGAUACAAUGUCGUACAUUUUGGCGCUCCUGUCCAUCCAUCUUGGAACCAGCUGUUCAAGAACAAUCCUGCAGCAACUCUAGCUGCACUCUCUCAGCAGAAGCACUCCCUCACCUCUCUCACAUAUGCCACCUCGGAAGACGACCACUGGCGUGUUGGACCGACCUUGGUCACUCCGGAGAAGACACCUGUUGAUGCAGGAUUCUCCGACUUUUUGGCUCUCGAGGAAGUAAAGCUGAUUGGCGAAUGCGCCCUUUUCGAGCGAGCGGUCUUAUCGUCUCGCGCUCCUCCCAACCUCAAGAUUCUUGCCGCGGACAGCGAGGACCCUCUGCGCAGGUUUAGCUACGRCUUCCAGCGGCCAGACGAAGAUCCGGAGCAUCCACUUGACUUUGCGCCGUUCUUUCGCGCACCUUCGAGUCGCAUGCCGAAGAGUCUGGAGAGACUAGAACUCACUCUUGAAGACGAUCCAGACGAGAGUCGUGCCCUCAUCUUGGAUCUGGCAAAAGAGCUUGGAGCCGUGGGUGUGAUGUUGACUGUGUCGUUCAAGGAAUCGAACAACUAUUUUCCACCGUACCUCGAUGGGGAACACAGAYCGGAGGAAUAUCUUUAUUUCGAUGGCGACAUUAUUGUACUGUAG